AUGGGCUGGGGUCGGGGUCUUGUGAAGCUGUCUCCCUCCGUCAGACUCCCCGGCCUCGCCCAACAAAGACGAAACCUUAGCAUCCACGAGUACCUGUCGGCCGACCUCCUCCGCCAGUAUGGCAUCGGCGUUCCCAAGGGCUCCGUCGCAAAGACGGCUGCCGAGGCUGAGGCUGUGGCAAAGGAGAUUGGCGGCGAGGAUAUGGUCAUCAAGGCGCAGGUCCUCGCAGGCGGCCGAGGAAAGGGCUCGUUCGACAACGGCCUCAAGGGCGGUGUUCGUGUCAUCUACUCGCCCACCGAGGCCAAGAUGUUUGCCGAGCAGAUGAUUGGUCACAAGCUCAUCACCAAGCAGACGGGCGCCGGCGGCAGGCUCUGCAACUCGGUCUACAUUUGCGAGCGCAAGUUUGCCCGCCGCGAGUUCUAUCUGGCCGUCCUGAUGGACCGUGCGUCCCAGGGCCCCGUCAUUGUCUCGUCCUCUCAGGGCGGCAUGGACAUCGAGGGCGUCGCCAAGGAGAACCCCGAUGCCAUUAACACCCACUACAUCGACAUCAACGUCGGCGUCACCGACGACAUCGCCCGCGACAUCGCCACCAAGCUGGGCUUCAGCGAGCAGUGCAUCGAGGAGGCCAAGGACACCAUCCAGAAGCUGUACAAGAUCUUCUCCGAGAAGGACUCGACCCAGAUCGAGAUCAACCCCCUGUCCGAGACCUCGGACCACAAGGUCAUGUGCAUGGACGCCAAGUUUGGCUUCGACGACAACGCCGACUUCAGACAGAAGGAGGUCUUUGAGUGGCGCGACACCACCCAGGAGGACCCCGACGAGGUCCGCGCUGCCCAGUCCGGCCUGAACUUCAUCAAGCUGGACGGUGACAUCGGCUGCCUCGUCAACGGUGCCGGCCUGGCCAUGGCCACCAUGGACAUCAUCAAGCUGAACGGCGGCCAGCCCGCCAACUUCCUCGACGUCGGUGGUGGUGCCACCCCGGCCGCCAUCAAGGAGGCCUUUGAGCUGAUCACCAGCGACCCCAAGGUCACUGCCAUCUUUGUCAACAUCUUUGGCGGUAUCGUGCGUUGCGAUGCUAUUGCCCACGGUCUCAUCAACACCGUCAAGGCCCUCGACCUGAAGAUCCCCAUCAUUGCCCGUCUCCAGGGCACCAACAUGGAGCAGGCUCACGCUCUUAUCAACGACUCCGGCAUGAAGAUCUUCUCCAUCGAUGACCUGCAGAGCGCUGCCGAGAGGUCUGUGCAGCUCUCCAAGGUUGUCAAGAUGGCGCGGGAUAUCGAUGUCGGCGUUGAGUUCUCUCUGGGGAUCUAA
Cryphonectria parasitica EP155 is the source of this 1311-nucleotide messenger RNA. Its product is annotated as putative beta-succinyl CoA synthetase precursor. The coding region runs from base 1 to 1311 and encodes 436 amino acids. Gene Ontology annotation, molecular function: metal ion binding; succinate-CoA ligase (ADP-forming) activity; ATP binding. Gene Ontology annotation, biological process: tricarboxylic acid cycle; succinyl-CoA metabolic process. Gene Ontology annotation, cellular component: succinate-CoA ligase complex; mitochondrion. The transcript is spliced from 4 exons. NCBI's taxonomy places the organism in Eukaryota, Fungi, Ascomycota, Sordariomycetes, Diaporthales, Cryphonectriaceae. The record is from RefSeq and is a predicted model, not a curated record.